UUCUCAAUGAGUUCUUUGCAAGCUCUUUAAGGCAACAUCGCUAGCACCCAUUGGAUUAUUAGUUUUUAACUGCGAAGAAAGUCUUUCCCUGCCAAAAUGCUGAUAAAGGAAUAUCGCAUCCCUCUGCCCAUGAGCGUGGAGGAGUAUCGGAUCGCUCAGCUCUACAUGAUACAGAAAAAGAGCCGCGACGAGACGUGCGGAGAGGGGAGCGGUGUGGAGAUCCUGGAGAACAGGCCCUACACAGACGGCCCGGGAGGCUCAGGGCAGUACACUCACAAAGUGUACCACAUCGGGAUGCAUAUUCCCAGCUGGUUCCGGUCCAUAUUGCCCAAAGCGGCACUGAGAGUAGAAGAGGAGUCCUGGAAUGCCUAUCCCUAUACUAGAACACGGUGUAAAAUGACUGGAUCCUCUGCUUGUGAGAAACGUGAUGGCUCCUCCCAGCAGUCUUCACAGCCAUGCAAGAUCCACGUUCUCGUUCUGGUUCUUCAUGGAGGCAACAUCCUGGACACUGGGGGCGGAGAGCAGAGCAGCAAGCAGGGGGAUGUGAACACCAUCACCUCGGCCUUCGAGACGGUUAUGCGGGUCCACUACCCUGCUGCCCUGGGCCGCCUCGCCAUCCGCCUCGUACCCUGCCCUGCCAUCUGCGCAGAGGCCUUCUCUCUGAUGUCCAACCUGAGCCCUUACAGCUACGAUGAGGGCUGCUUGUCCAACAGCCAGGACCACAUCCCCCUGGCCGCUCUGCCCUUGCUUGCCACCUCCUCGCCACAGUACCAGGAGGCCGUCGCCACGGUGAUCCUGAGAGCCAAUCAGGUGUACAGCGACUUCCUGAAAUCGCCGGAAGGGGCCUGCUUCACCGGCCAGGUGUGCCUGAUAGGCGAUUGUGUUGGGGGUAUCCUGGGGUUUGACGCUUUGUGCUACAGCAAUCAGACAGCCUCGGAAAGUCAGAACAGCAGCAGGAGAGGCAGUGUUGUGAGUGUGCAGGACAGUGACCUGCUCUCUCCCGGGAUCAUCGUGAACAACAGCUACUGCUCCGGGAACUCCAACCUGGAGGGCAGCCGGCAUCGAAGCCGGAGCAACGUCGACAUCACCCGCAGCGGCGCCGACGAUCCCAAGAAACAGCUGCCCCGCAAGAGGAGCGACUCCUCCACCUACGAGCUCGACACCAUCAGACAGCACCAGGCCUUCCUCUCCAGCUUACAUUCCAGUGUCCUGAGGAAUGACCCGGGCUCCAGGAGGUCAAGUAGCUCCACCAUGCUGGACGGGGGGAGUCUCGCCAAGUUCGAGUUCGAAGUAUGCGAAUUCUUCCUCUUCGGCUCUCCUCUGGGACUGGUUCUCGCUUUGAGGAAAACCGUCAUUCCAUCCAUGGAUGUGUCCCAGUUGCGGCCAGCCUGCCAGCAGGUGUAUAACCUGUUUCACCCUGCGGAUCCCUCAGCGUCCCGCCUGGAGCCCCUGCUGGAAAAGAAGUUCCACCUGCUGCCCCCAUUCAACGUGCCGCGAUACCAGCGCUUCCCGCUUGGCGAUGGGAACUCGGCGCUGCUGGUCGAGACAGUCCAGAGCAAUCCCAUCCUCAUCCUGGAAAGCAGCAGCCCAUUAGUUGCUCUGCGCUCCCAGGAGAACGUCACAGAGACCAGUAUCCCGGUUCCAGUUCUUAACUGGCAAGACGGCUCUUGUAAAAGUCCAGCCACUGUGGAGUCAGAUGUUGUUCAGUCUCAUGGUGGCGUCUUCAUGGAUAAUUCGUCCCCCUCCUCCCCCAUUACAGCCCCCCAUUUCAGGGGAUUCCGGAGAGCCAGUGAGGUCAGCAUUGCCAGCCAGGUCUCAGGAAUGGCAGACAGUUACACUGCCUCCAACAUAGCCAACAAACAAGCAUGCCAACUUAACCAUUCCAAAAAACUAAGCCUUUUAUCCCAACUCGCUCUCCCCUAUAACAAAUCCUUUUUAAAGAGCGUCUCGCCCAAGUUCAUUAGAAAGCGCAAAACACAGACCAAGCCCCCGACUCAUAUAGAGAAGAGCCCCGAGACGGCACCCAGUCGAAAAGCCAGUGCUGUUCCACAGAUCCCUGACCUGGAUAUUAAGCAAGUUGCAGCCCGAUGGUGGGGCACUAAGAGAAUUGAUUUUGCUCUUUAUUGCCCGGAUGCGUUGACAGCAUUCCCUACAGUGGCACUGCCACACCUGUUCCACGCCAGCUACUGGGAAUCCACAGACGUGGUCUCCUUUCUCCUGAGGCAGGUGAUGAGACACGAGAACGCCAGUAUCCUGGAGCUGGAUGGGAAGGAGGUGUCGGAGUUCAGCCCCUCAAAGCCCCGGGAGAAGUGGUUACGAAAGAGGACGCAUGUCAAAAUAAGGAACGUGACCGCUAACCACAGAGUGAACGAUGCCGUCUUCACUGAGGACGGGCAGCAAGUGGUCAGCGGGAGGUUUAUGUACGGCCCACUGGACAUGGUCACUCUCACUGGAGAAAAGGUGGAUAUUCACAUCAUGAUGCAGCCCCCGAAUGGAGAGUGGGUCUACUUCGACACGGAGCUCACUAACAGCAGCGGCAGGAUCUCCUACGUGAUCCCAGAGAGCAAGCGGCUGGGCAUCGGAGUGUACCCGGUCAAGCUGGUGGUCAGGGGUGAUCACACGAAUGCAGACAGCUACCUGACGGUCCUCCCCAAAACCACGGAGUUCGUUGUGUUCAGUAUCGAUGGCUCGUUCGCAGCCAGCGUCUCCAUCAUGGGCAGCGACCCCAAGGUCAGGGCUGGAGCUGUGGAUGUUGUGAGACACUGGCAGGACCUGGGGUACCUGAUCAUCUAUGUGACGGGACGUCCCGACAUGCAGAAACAGCGGGUGGUGGCGUGGCUGUCCCAGCACAACUUCCCCCAUGGAAUCGUGUCCUUCUGCGACGGCCUGGUGCACGACCCCCUCAGACACAAAGCCAACUUUCUUAAGUCCCUGAUCACAGAGGCUCAGAUGAAGGUGUAUGCAGCGUAUGGAUCCACAAAGGACAUUUCUGUGUACUCCUCCAUUGGACUGUCACCUUCUCAGAUUUACAUUGUUGGCCGACCAACCAAGAAGAUGCAGCAUCAGUGUCAGUUCAUCUCGGAUGGAUACGCGGCUCACCUCUCCCAGCUGGAGUACAGCCUUCGCUCGCGGCCCGCAAAGAGCACCGCCAGGAUGGUCCUCCGGAAGGGCAGCUUCGGGCUGGGUGGAAACCCGGACUUCCUGAGGAAGAGGAAGCACCUGCUCCGCACCAUCUCCUCCCAGCCCGGCAGCGGCACCAGCGGCUCCCAGUCCAACCACAACAAGCCUGAGCGAACGCAGAGCCAGUCCGAGAGCGAGCGGGAGAGGAUCGAGCGAGGCCAAAGAAGCAUGAGCCUCGCCGCGGGGUGCUGGGGCCGCAGCAGCAGCACCAAACUGGAAACUGCCAUUUUAAGUCAGAAGUAGAUGGCCAAACUGGACAUGCAUUGAAAAACGGGAAAGGGGGUUGAGAAGAGUGCAACUAGAAGCAAGGCAAAAGGAGUUCGGGGAGGGAAGGGGAUGGCAUCAUUUCUUAUCCAGGUUUCUCUUGUAAAUACGUGCCUCCUUCGCAUUCACAGUGUAUACACAUAUUAAGAACCGUCUGAUCAGGAUGUUGUUGGUAAGCAUGUGCAGUGGGUGUGGAUCCUUAAUGGUGGUUACAUGAAAUCCAGCGCAAGUAAAGUGACUUGUGCAAGUGUAGAGAGCAGUGGUGCUUCUUUAGAGUCUUGCUUUACAGUAGUAGUAGAAAAUAAAUAUACUGUAAAUCUGUCUAUUUCCAGCAUGGCCUGCAGGUCACGGGAGGCCUUAACAAGUGGUUUAGGUUUCCUGUUAUACAGAAUAAUAAUGAUGAUGAUAAUAAUAAUAUUAACAAUAGUAAAGGAAAGCGAUGGAAGAGUGGCAUGAACAGUGGCAGGCCCAGUUAUAGUUUAACAUUUCCAACACUGAUGUACAGAGCUCUUUUCCAAAUCACUUCUCUUCAGAAACGCUGUAGGUUUUUUUUUUCAGAUUGACCACUAAGUGUUGUUGCUUGUUCCUGAAUGGGCAGCUACGGCAAAAGGUUUAGAGCGAAGAAAUCUAACUGGGGCAUCGUUUCACAGGCUGUGAAAUAACGACGCUCGAGGUCUGAGUGGCUGACCACGACAACCAUGUCGAAUUGUUUGGACUUUGAAGCUGGGCGCACCUUCCAUGACCCAUGUAAAAGAUCCGUACCUUUUUAAGACGCCCUCAUUCACACCUUGGCAUCCCCUUGAGGAAUCUUCGAAAGUGUGGUACAGGCAGUCACACAGAAAACAAAGAAAUGGCCAAAUCUUUUUUUCUUCGCUGUUGUAGCUCAACUGUAUAACCUCAUUGUUUUUGCACUAAGUUACUUUUAGAAUGAAGAACUUGUAACGAUCUCAUGUUGCUACAUCUGUAGUGCAUGAUAGUUAUUAUUUAUUGCCAAUCCAGGGUACAUGUAUCUAUAUAUAACAGUGUGAUUCACAAAGGGUGCACCUCCCACUGCACCGUGAUUCAGGUGUCCACCUCUGUGCGUCACGCCCUUAAGUUGGGACUAUUGAUAUGUGCAGGCGGGGCACACCUUUUGAAUCAUCCUGCUAUCAUAUCAAUUCUACAUGUCAGGAUAAAAAUACAUAACAAUAAAACAAAGUGCCAAAUAGGCAGUCUUGAAUAUUUUAGGAUUAGGCCAUAUCCGAAAGUCAUGAAAGUACAGUGUUUUCCAAAAGCAUGUGAUCGUACAGUGAGGCAUGCAACACUGUGAUAUCAGUGGGCUGAGAGCCCUGCACAGUACAGCUGAUAUUUUUGUUCAUUGUAAGUGUACAACAAUAUGAAACACUGGAAAAGUACUGAAACAGGGUUGCUGAAAUGGCGUAACAUUUAUUUUUACAACGUCUGAAAUUUUGGAUAUGGCUUCAAUCCAAAAACAUAGCUCUGGCUGAGUGUAAAGUAUCGAAUGUGAUUUGAAACAGAUGGUAAUAAUUCAAAUAAAUUGCAAGCUCUUUUUGCAAAAGGUUAAUGAAAACGUAUAAUGUGUGUAGAUAGUGUAAAGUUAAUGUAAAUGUUCUCAAAAGUAGGUAUAUACAGGCGUGUUAUUUAUGUAGAUAUACAAGGUGAUGGAUCCUUCAGGUUUUAUUAUAUUUAAAAAAUUUCAUUUUUCUUUUUCUGUUUCAAACUUUAUUUUAUGGACCAAGAGUGAUGUAACUGUCAUUGCACAGGUGCACCAUUAUGACCACUCUCCACAGCUGUAUAAUAAUUUUAAAAGAAACUUCAUGGCAUUGACAAUCAGUGUGCCACGUGUACUGGUUCUACAACCCUUUGAUGAACCCAUAAAUACACACAAACUGGUCUUCGAAUUUACUUAUUCUAAUGUAAUACCAGUAAUUCAAGAGACAACCCUUUACCCUCGAACCUCAGUAGUUAAACACCCUUGGUAUUGGCAGUCUUGUUUAAGAUGCUCAAGCAUCCAACAAGCUUGGACUCACGACUCCCUCAGAGUAGCAGGUACUCAUUUGGACACUUCAGAGCUGUACUAGAAGCAUCUUGCAAGUUUUGUGCAAACCCAGUGUAGCAUAAGUACACUUGGAACACCUGGAACGGCUGAAAACACCAUGCAGCUUUUUUGGACCAGAUAGUUACAUAAAACCAGAAACGUGCGCCCUGCCUGAGAUUUAUUUAUAGCAUGGAGACCUUGAGACACUGGUAGCAGAACGCAGCAUGAAGCCAAAACGUUUGUCUAGGAGCAAGUUUUAUGUUUUAUUCAGGCCUGCCAUAUCCAAUGCAAGGGGCAGAAUGGAGCUGUAGAAGAGAUCACUAGUAAUGAUCCACCUUGAACUUCACCCAGGACGUAUGGAGUCCCUUUCAUAGCAUAUUUGUCUGAAUUAUACAGGUAGGAGUGGGCGGUAGUCAAUCGCAUCUCUCUCUCACUUUUGUCACACACAUCCACGUGAUGAAAUGAAAAACACGGAAUUACAUCCUGAUAUUUUCUGAUUAAUUCUGGGAAAAAAAAAAAAAAUUAACUGUGGCUGUUAUCCUGUGUUAGAAAUGAUAAAAAUGAAAAUGAACAAAUAACAAAAAAAAAAAGAUUUUAUAAUACAAAAUAUUUUUAAACCUUUAUAUUUUAAUAGGCCUAUAAUCUCACAUAUAUUACUAAUGGGUUGUAUUUUAAUUUAACAGCUAAAUAAGACAAAUACAGAAAUAAAACUGGGGGUACUUGUUGACCUAUACAGUAGAUAACUUCCUAUAUAUUUAGUGCAAAAUAGUUUUCAAACACAGAAGUCCUUAUAGUUCAAUUAGCUAACCCUAUACUUAAGUUCAAUCUGUUUGACCCGAUUGGCAUAUAUAUUGUAAAUAUUUCAUGAACAGUUUUUAAACUAAAAUAUUCCGACUAAAAUAAAACUAUUUUACACAGUGUGUCCAACCAAGAAGUGACUAGUGUAAUCAGUACACCUUUCCAAACGUGUUCAUAUUCAGUAGUUCUUCACUCAUUGGAUACUGGCUAGGAUCCACCUCCCUCCCUCCCGCCUGCACCGGACCCUCUAAACAGGCUGUUCUUUUGAGUCCCCUGGAAGGCUGAUUAACAAACGCACCUAAACACUGAUCAAGUCCGCCCAGAAGGAUAAAAGCCUUUGCUGACAGACAGGGACACCUUUUUUAAAAUUAUGUGAGCGCCCACCACGAUGGUAUUGUCAGUGAUGUGAUCAAACUUUAACACACAUCUGCGUUGGCUAGUAUGAUCCCUGGAUCUCAAUCCACUUGUACAUAUGCGGGAUGAACUUGAGCGCCGCAUUGGCAUACCUCACUAACCCAGAUGCAGUUCCUAUAUCUUCAGGCAUCUUGUGGAACCGUCAUUGCGGCAAAAGAUGGGCAAACCUGGUGGAGAGGGAGGGGUCCUAAAAAAAAAAAAAGUGUCUAAUUAGUGCACUAGGUCAGGUAAUGCUUUGCUGGGGUAAAUAUUAGUUCAGAAGCCUUACAUUUUCCUCUGUUGCUGUGUCCACAAAUCCAAUUUGAGAGAAAAAUUUUGUAUUCAGAAGUGUUGUUCUAUUUUAUUUAUAGAGAAAUGUUACACAUUGACUUAGGUGAAUAAUAAUAAAAAUAUACACUUAUGAUAUGCUACACCAGAAAGAAGACUGCACACCACUUACAAAAAAACAAAUGUUGUUUCAAACUUCAAUCUUCUGCUGAAAGGUUUCAAUUUUCUGUGUUCAUUUCAAAAUGAGUGUGUAAAAAUAACGUUUGGAACGGUUAACUCGUUAACACUUCAGACGUACAUAGUUCUUUGUUGCUGCAAUGUUCUAGUGCCUGGGUGUGCUUUGUGUACAGUAUCAUUGUACGUUAUGUGGAUUAAAAGAAAUUGGACAGCUA
This is a messenger RNA of Polyodon spathula (Mississippi paddlefish), 7353 nucleotides long. RefSeq names its product membrane-associated phosphatidylinositol transfer protein 2-like. Gene Ontology annotation, cellular component: cytoplasm. The record is from RefSeq and is a predicted model, not a curated record. Gene Ontology annotation, biological process: phospholipid transport. The transcript has 20 exons. Bases 97 to 3423 code for a protein of 1108 amino acids. Gene Ontology annotation, molecular function: phosphatidylcholine intramembrane carrier activity; phosphatidylinositol transfer activity; phosphatidylcholine binding. Lineage: Eukaryota; Metazoa; Chordata; Actinopteri; Acipenseriformes; Polyodontidae.